UACUCGGAUCCCAUAGUUUCGUUGUCCCUUCCAUGUCUACACACCAGAUAAGUUUUGACUCUCAUCUCUUCUUUCUUCACACUUCCACCAAUCUCUCUUCACACAAUUUUCAAGAACCCUGCAACUAUAUAUACACAUUGUCAAUACCAUACAUUAAAAAGUCUUUGAAACUAGCUAAUACAUACAAAUUCAAACUCCCUCUCAAGUUUCUUGGAGAAAUUAAAUGGAUUGCCCUCAAGAUUUCCGGUGCCCCAUUUCAAUGGAGGUAAUGAAGGAUCCGGUCACCAUCUCCACCGGCGUUACGUACGAGCGGAAAAACAUCGAGAGAUGGUUCCGCACCUAUAAGAAGACCACCUGCCCCACCACAAUGCAAUUCAUCGAUGUCUUGGAGAUGACUCCCAAUCACACGCUCCACCGGUUGAUCGCCGCGUGGCAAGCUAGGCCGGGCCGCGCUCCCCCUCCUCCUCCGCCGGCUUCGGCCAAGCGCGACGAGCUGGCCGCCGCGCUCGGCGCGAUCGACUCGACGCCGUUCAAGGUGAGCUGCCUGCGGCGGCUGGGGUCGAUCGUGGGAUUGGGGGACGAGGUGAAGGAGGAUUUCAAGCGAUUGGGCGGAGUCGAGGUGCUGGUGAGGAUAAUGGAGCAGGUUUUGGGGGAAAACUCCGAUUUCGCGGCGUUUAGGGCUUGCGAGGAGGCGGUGGCGGUGCUGCGUCAGAUCCCGGUCUCCGACGACGACGAGCAGAUCCUGCAGCUGCUGAUGAGCUCCGACUGUAUGAAAUCGAUGGCGAUCGUGCUCCAGAGAGGGAGCGGCGAGGCCAGAUUCGGCGUGAUCGCGACGUUCGAGAAGAUGGCGAGGGCUGAUUAUCAGUGGAACUACGCGGCGCAGGAUCAAGGCGUCGGCUUCUUCAAAUCUCUGCUGGAGAUUGUGUCGGACGAGAUCUGCAGCAAGGCGAGCUCGUGCGCGCUGAAGCUGCUGAUACAGAUGCUGGAGGCGUCGAAGAAGUCGCGGCUCAAGGCCAUCGAGGCCGGCGCCGUCUGCACGCUGGUGGAGCUGCUGCCGGAAUCGAGCAGAUCCAAGUGCGAGAAGAUCAUGCAGCUGAUCAAGCUGCUGUGCCAAUUGGCGGAGGGGAGGCUGGCCUUCGCGGAGCACGGAUUGGGGAUCGCGGCGGUGUCGAAGAAGAUGCUGAAUGUCUCCGGCGGCGGCGCCACCAAGAUCGGGGUGAAGAUAAUGUGGCUGGUGGCGAGCUUCCACGCGACGGAGAAGGUGUUGGAGGAGAUGCUGAUGUGCGGGGCGGUGAAGAAGCUGGUGGCGCUGCUGCAUGUCGGCGGCGGGCAGUCCACGACCAAGGAUAGGGCGGUGAAGAUAUUGAAGCUGCGCGGCCGUGAGUGGCGGCGGUACCCUUGUUUCCCGGCUGACGUUAGGGAUUACUUGGGGUUAGGGUAUCAUAGUCCUUGAUUUUUUUUUAUUUUUUUUUUUCAAAAAAAGAAAAGGAAAUAUAGAUAUAUUUGUAAUAUAUUUUAAUGACGAAAUAUACAAAAAUAUUCUUUGUUCCAA
Molecule: messenger RNA, 1552 nt
Organism: Salvia miltiorrhiza (redroot sage)
Lineage: Eukaryota; Viridiplantae; Streptophyta; Magnoliopsida; Lamiales; Lamiaceae
Product: E3 ubiquitin-protein ligase PUB23-like
Exons: 1
Coding region: 224-1453 (409 amino acids)
Biological process (GO): protein ubiquitination
Molecular function (GO): ubiquitin protein ligase activity
Source: RefSeq, a predicted model, not a curated record